UGAUCUGCUUCGUAUCUUUUCUUCCAUAUUUAUAGUCGUCACUCAUCUGAAUUAGCUACUUCAUCUCAUGUUCAAACCAUGGCCAGUGUGGUUGCGUCUAAAGCGUCAAAAUGGCUCUCUCUCAAGAGAUCCAAGCUCAGACUAUUUGUCCCUCACCUGCCAUCCUCCCCCGUUGCUGUUCCUUGCUCACCAUCAAGUAGUAGAGAUAGAACGAGUGAGUUAUGGGAGGUCUUCAAACACUUUGAUCGAGAUAGGGACGGGAGGGUCUCCUACGUGGAACUAAGGGCCUCGUUUGACUUGCUGGGGGAGGAGAUGCCGGUGGCGGCGGCCCAAGCUGUCAUUGCCGACUUGGACUCCGAUGGCGACCAACUUUUGGACUUUGAGGACUUCGUUAGAUUAGUAGAGGGGGAGGGGGAGAAGAUCGAGAGCAAAGAUGAUGAGGAACUUAAGAAGGUGUUCGAGAUGUUUGAGGUGGUUAAGGGGUCAGGAAGGAUCACACCCAGGGGGUUGAAAACAAUGCUAAGUAGGCUCGGCGACGAGCGGUCAAUCGAGGAGUGCAAAACCAUGAUAGGAGCAUAUGACCUUGAUGGAGAUGGCGAGCUCAAUUUCCAUGAGUUCUACCAGAUGAUGACAUAGAUAAAACAAUCAGUAAGUCGAUGCAUAUUGUAUCCAUCCAUCCAUCCAUCCAUGUCAACAAGUCUGAAAUUAAUUGUAUCCAAGUUUCGGUUUUUAUCAUCGAUUCGUUUGCAAAUCCAAUUA
Molecule: messenger RNA, 759 nt
Organism: Zingiber officinale
Lineage: Eukaryota; Viridiplantae; Streptophyta; Magnoliopsida; Zingiberales; Zingiberaceae
Product: putative calcium-binding protein CML19
Exons: 1
Coding region: 79-636 (185 amino acids)
Molecular function (GO): calcium ion binding; enzyme regulator activity
Source: RefSeq, a predicted model, not a curated record